Molecule: messenger RNA, 327 nt
Organism: Ustilaginoidea virens
Lineage: Eukaryota; Fungi; Ascomycota; Sordariomycetes; Hypocreales; Clavicipitaceae
Exons: 2
Coding region: 1-327 (108 amino acids)
Source: RefSeq, a predicted model, not a curated record
AUGCACGUUCCUAAGUCGCUACCGCUGAUGACAAGCCACCUACCAGAUUCUGAACUCCUUGGCUUCAAAGACCAAGGCAACCAUAACCAUGAUGGCGGAAAAGCCUUCAUUGAAAAAACUCAGACCAUCUCUAGACGCUCCUCGAAACACAUCCACGACUCGCGAGCGUUAACUACUAUGCGGCAAGGCCAGCUUACGCCUUGGAUUGUUCGAGUUGAAUUACUUGUACGAGAGACGGCUAAGAUGGCUUCAAAUCAUGUCGCAAUCACCCCAACACGGACAUCAACAACAAAAGCGCAAGUACGUGAUAGCAGCAAGUCGCCGUAG